Molecule: messenger RNA, 1524 nt
Organism: Lathyrus oleraceus (garden pea)
Lineage: Eukaryota; Viridiplantae; Streptophyta; Magnoliopsida; Fabales; Fabaceae
Product: pentatricopeptide repeat-containing protein At2g46050, mitochondrial-like
Exons: 1
Coding region: 1-1524 (507 amino acids)
Biological process (GO): RNA modification
Molecular function (GO): RNA binding; protein binding
Source: RefSeq, a predicted model, not a curated record
AUGGGCACUUUCUCUUCCUACCAACCCCAUUAUCCAUGUAGCUCCACAAGCAGACUCAGAGCUUCUAUGUCAAUUCCUGAUCAAACUCAUUUCGAAGACCAUGACACUGUUCGUUUGUUUUGUUCCAACGCCCUCAAAAUCUCAGCCGAAAAGGGUUAUCUUCCUGAAGGAAAACAGUUACAUGCCCGUUUAAUAAAGUUUGGAUUUUGUCAUGUUCUUUCCUUGCAAAAUCAGAUUUUGAGUGUUUAUCUUAAAUGUAAAGAAACUGAAGAUGCAGAGAAGCUGUUUGAUGGAUUGCCUGUGAGAAAUGUUGUGUCGUGGAAUAUUAUGAUUCGCGGUAUUGUUGGAUCAUGCGACAAUGAAAAUGAAUUGGAUCGUAAGCAGCUGUGUUUUUCUUAUUUUAAAAGGAUGCUGUUGGAAAUGGUGGUUCCUGAUUAUAUAACUUUAAAUGGUUUGAUUUGUUCUUGUGCUCGAUUUUAUGAUGCUGAGAUGGGAAUUCAGUUGCACUGUUUUACAGUGAAAGUUGGAUUUGAUUUGGAUUGUUUUGUUGGCUGUGCUCUUGUUGAUUUAUAUGCGAAAUUUGGUUUUGUUGAAAAUGCUAGGAGGGUGUUUUGUGUUGCUCCUUUUAGAGAUUUGGUUAUGUGGAAUGUGAUGAUUUCUUGCUAUACCUUCAAUUGUUUACCAGAAGAGGCUUUUAGUAGCAUGUUGAGUGUACUAAGUGAUGAUGCUUUGGGAUAUUAUGAUUUUGGAAAACAGAUUCACAGUCUUGUUCUGAGACAGUCGUUUGACUCAGAUGUUUUAGUGGCUAGUGCAUUGAUCAACAUGUAUGCCAAAAACAAAAAUAUAAUUGAUGCACGUAGAGUAUUCGACGAGAUGUCGAUUCGAAAUGUUGUGGCAUGGAACACCAUGGUUGUUGGGUGUGGAAAUCAUGGUGAUGGCAAUGAAGUUAUGAGGCUUCUCAGAGAGAUGCUUCGGGAAGGGUUUCUUCCCGAUGAAUUGACUAUUUCCAGCGUUAUUAGUUCAUGUGGCUACGCUUCUGCCAUUACCGAAACACUUCAAGCACAUGCUUUUGCGGUUAAGUUAUCGUGUCAUGAUUUUUUAUCUGUUGCCAAUUCUUUGAUCAAUGCUUACUCCAAAUGUGGUAGCAUUGCUAGUGCAUUUAAAUGCUUUGAAUUAACUUCACAGCCUGAUCUAGUUACUUGGACUUCAUUGAUAUGUGCAUAUGCAUUCCACGGACUAGCCAAAGAAGCUACUGAGAUGUUUGAGAAGAUGCUAUCUCGUGGCAUAAUACCGGAUAAAAUCGCUUUUCUCGGCGUUCUCACUGCUUGUGCUCAUCGCGGGCUUGUGACAAAGGGCCUACACAUUUCUGAAUGUUGCCACAAAUUCAUCAGUAAAUGGCCAUGGCAGAAGAAGCUGGUUGAGAUUAGCAAGGUUGCAUAUCAUUCACAUCAGCCUGCAAGAAAGUACAAAUCAACCCAAGUUAGCUUGCAACCAUGUUCAUUGCUUGGUACCGCACUAAAAUAG